CCCUAGUUUCCUCGGCUGGCAUGAUGACCGCAGUUCGGUGUGGCUGCGUGUUUGUGUUUGCAAAAGGCUAAGAACUUGACUUCUCAGCGCUUGCCCAAGCCUUUCCAAGCUGUUCCCACCAGAUCCUCUCGUAAUUGUGGUUUAAUCAUCCUGGCGAAUGUGCAGCAAUUUUGCAACUAGUCGGAGCGCUGCAAGGGCUUUGAUCUUGGGCUGCGGAGGAAGUGCCAGGCGGGUUUGGCACGAUGACUUGUCAUACGGGGCUUUAGCAGCGUGGCAGAAGUUGAUUGUUCUCAAGUUGCCUUUCCCCUUCCCCCUCCACUUCUGGGAUAUCUGAGCUGGCUUCUCUUCCCUGGGUGUUCCUUUUCUUCUCCCACUUGCUGCGGAAGGGAUCAGUCUACCAUGGGCGGUGACAAACUUCCACACAAAGUGAUGGAUCCCAAGAAACUUGCCAGCCUUUUGAAGAAUGGGACCGAAGGAAUGUUGGUCAUUGACAGCCGCUCCUUUGUGGAGUACAACUCCUGGCAUGUUCUCAACUCUGUCAACAUCUGCUGUUCGAAGUUGGUCAAAAGAAGGCUUCAGCAAGACAAGGUAUCCAUCACAGAGCUCAUCCAGCCAGCCUCCAGUAUAAAGGUGGAGGCAGAGAAACAUCAAGAUGUUGUGGUCUAUGAUCAGAGCACAAGGGACGUAAAUGGGCUGGCAACCGACAGUUUCCUAUCCAUUCUUCUGGGCAAGCUGGAUAGUUGCUUCCACAGUGUCUCCAUCCUCACAGGGGGCUUUGCCACCUUCUCGUCUUGUUUCCCAGGACUCUGUGAAGGAAAGCCAACUGCCAUCCUGCCAAUGAGUAUCUCUCAGCCAUGCUUGCCAGUGGCCAAUGUUGGCCCAACACGCAUCUUGCCUCAUCUCUAUCUUGGUUCCCAGAAAGAUGUCUUAAAUAAGGAUCUCAUGACCCAGAAUGGAAUCAGCUAUGUUCUCAAUGCCAGCAAUUCAUGUCCCAAGCCAGAUUUCAUCUGUGACAGUCACUUCAUGCGCAUUCCAGUCAAUGACAAUUACUGUGAGAAACUGCUUCCUUGGCUGGAUAAAUCGAUUGAGUUCAUCGAUAAGGCCAAGGUUUCUAGCUGCCAGGUGAUUGUGCAUUGCUUGGCAGGGAUUUCCCGAUCGGCCACCAUUGCCAUUGCAUACAUCAUGAAGACCAUGGGCAUGUCUUCAGAUGAUGCCUACAGGUUUGUCAAAGACAGACGUCCCUCCAUAUCACCCAAUUUCAACUUCUUAGGUCAACUCCUAGAGUAUGAGAGAAGUUUGAAGCUACUCAAGGCUUUGAAGGCCCAAGGAGAGAAAGGGGAAGUGGAACCCCAGCAAGAAUACUUCGAGACUUGUGAAGGUAACAGACCCCAGACUCUGUCUCUCUCGGAAAAGACUGAGGAGAUAUUAAAAAGCACAAUCAUGGAAACAUCCUCCAUUGACUCAGAGCGAUCACUAGGAAUUUCAAAGGUUGUCUCACCGAUGGCAUUGCAGCAAGGACUCAAUGGGCUGCAUUUAUCUUCUGAUCGCAUCCAAGACACCAACCGACUAAAGCGGUCUUUUUCUCUAGACAUCAAGUCAGCCUACUGUCCUACCCAAAGGCAGGAGAUCCCGGUUCCUACUGAAGUAGGGGAAACUCCCAAGCUUUGUAAGUUGGACAGCCCUUCAAGUCCCAAUGGUACGUGUCAGUUCUCUCCCCUUCCAGAUGGUUCUGACUGGCCCAGCGGACCCGACUUCAUUCUAGAGGCCAAAGUACGACAACGGCGGAAGCACAGACACCAAGCUGGCUCCCCUGCCCAUGGUCUGAGCCUUAAUUUCAGUGGGAUGUGUGCCAUGCACAAAAGCACCAGCAUGGAGGACAAUCUCAAGCAGACCCUUCGGCUGAGCCUUCCCAAUGUAGGGCAGCAGAUGGCCCAGCCAGCCACCACCCCCUCCAAUGCUGGCACUUGGGGGAUGCACGUGGAAUCCCUGAGCACGCCUUCUUCGGAGAACUCCUGGUACUUCGGCACAGACUCGGCAGCGGGCGGCGGGGGUGGGACUCUCUUUGCCAGCACCACCACCUACUCCUCAUUCAGCUGCAGCACAAUCCAGGCAAGCUGUGAGAUCAGACUGAGGGACAAGCAACGAGGGGAGCAGCGAGAGGUGCGGCAUAGCUGGCACGAGGACACCAUGCCUGAGAAGCAAUUCAAAAGGAGGAGCUGCCAAAUGGAAUUUGAAGAAACCUUGUCAGAAAGCAGAUCCCGGGAAGACCUGGGCAAAAUUAGCAAACAGUCUAGCUUUUCAGGCAGCAUGGAGAUCAUAGAGGUUUCCUGAAUUUCACUGUAUGAGAUUUGAGAGCAAGUGUGGGUGCAUCUGGGGGUGUGGGAGGGAGAAAGGAGAGGUAGGGACGAGGAGGAAGUUGGGCAACAUAUUUAACAGAGGAGAAGGAGGAUGUGGGUGUAGGAGCAUUUUUUUUCAAUGCCCGUGUGCAUUUUCAAAGGGCAUAUCCGCUAAAACGAAGGCAAAGCUAAAGGAAUCUGAAGUCAAGAAACAUAACGGUGCAUGCUUAGUGCCUCCUUUGGUUCCUACCUCCACCACCAUGACAAACCACAGUCACAUUCCCUUUCUUGGGUAGGUGGAGAGUAUAUUAACUCUUUAAAUAGUGGGUUCUUUCCUUUUGCAUGCAAAGGGUGCUUUCUCUUCCCUUUCAGAGGGAACGGGAGAGCUGAUGCAUGUGUCCUACAAUGGGGUUGAAAGAGAAACUAAGGCGAAAUUGAAGCUCGGGAGGGGUGAAAGUUUUCUUGGAGGAAAAUGGUUGCUCUUCAAUCCGCAGAUUUUCAGUUAAAGAGUUAAAGGGAAGCAGGUUCUUUUCUUUGAAGAGUGUAUUAUUACUAAUUAUAAUGAGUACAUUCCUAUCUAACUUAUAGGAAGUAAUUGAGAUUUUGCCUAUCCAUUUCCAUUACAGCUGGGGCAUUUCCUUUUCUAUUCCAUCAGGAUAUUGGACAAUAUAUUGGUGGCUGAAAUUCAGGUGUAGAAACCUGGAGAGGUUUCUUUUCCGAGGCUCCCCUCUUCCUAGACUGAGCAUGGGCCUUUGUGUUUC
Notechis scutatus (mainland tiger snake) is the source of this 3097-nucleotide messenger RNA. RefSeq names its product dual specificity phosphatase 8 (gene DUSP8). Gene Ontology annotation, molecular function: MAP kinase tyrosine phosphatase activity; protein tyrosine/threonine phosphatase activity; MAP kinase tyrosine/serine/threonine phosphatase activity. Gene Ontology annotation, cellular component: cytoplasm. Gene Ontology annotation, biological process: negative regulation of MAPK cascade; peptidyl-tyrosine dephosphorylation. Lineage: Eukaryota; Metazoa; Chordata; Lepidosauria; Squamata; Elapidae. The record is from RefSeq and is a predicted model, not a curated record.